Molecule: messenger RNA, 1632 nt
Organism: Cornus florida
Lineage: Eukaryota; Viridiplantae; Streptophyta; Magnoliopsida; Cornales; Cornaceae
Product: cysteine proteinase mucunain-like
Exons: 4
Coding region: 259-1386 (375 amino acids)
Cellular component (GO): lysosome
Molecular function (GO): cysteine-type endopeptidase activity
Source: RefSeq, a predicted model, not a curated record
GCUCACAUGGUCUCCUCUGCAACUCUCUCUCUCUCUCUCUCUCUCUAGGUCCCCCAUACUCCAUUCAUUGAAUCAUAUUAAAUGCAAAAAAAAAAAAACACACACACCCCCAUGAAUUUUUAUAACUUUCUGUCUCUCUUUAUAUAGCCCAAUUGCUCUCUCUGCUCUUUCUCUAUAAACCAAAACACACACAGACCAUUUUAUUAGCUCUCUUUGAACACAAGCACCAGUUUUUACCGUAUCAAUUCAUUUUCAAUUAUGUCAAUUUCUAUCACUGCCAUUCUUUUCCUCUUGUUUGCUUCGUUGUCGUCUGCAACAGACACUUUGAUCAUUCAACAUCAUGAUAACAUAAUAGAGAAUUCUUCGGGUAGGAGUGAAGGGGAGGUGAUGGCGAUGUAUGAAUGGUGGUUGGCUAAGCAUGGGAAGGUGUACAACGGGUUGGGAGAGCACGACAAGAGGUUCGAGAUUUUUAAGGAUAAUUUGAGGUUCAUUGACGAGCAUAACUCGGAGAACCGGACGUACAAGGUGGGUUUAAACCGGUUUGCUGAUCUGACCAAUGAAGAGUACCGGUCCAUUUAUUUGGGCACGAAGACUGACGCUAAGCGCCGGUUCUUGAAGUCCAAGAGCGCCAGCCGGCGUUACGCGGUUCGGGUUGGUGACCGGUUGCCGGAGUCCGUUGAUUGGCGGGAGAAAGGUGCCGUUGCUCCCGUCAAAGAUCAAGGAAAUUGUGGGAGUUGCUGGGCCUUCUCGACGGUGGCCGCCGUGGAAGGCGUAAACCAGAUCGCCACCGGCGAUCUCAUCACUCUCUCCGAGCAAGAACUGGUCGACUGCGACAGAUCAUACAACGCCGGUUGCAAUGGAGGCCUCAUGGACUACGCCUUCGAGUUCAUCAUCUCCAAUGGCGGAAUGGACUCCGAAGAUCACUACCCUUACCAAGGCAUCGACACCAAGUGCGACCCAAUUCGGAAGAAUGCUAGGGUUGUGAGCAUAGAUGGCUACGAAGAUGUUCCACCCUUUGAUGAGAAUGCUUUGAAGAAGGCCGUGGCACAUCAACCUGUCAGCGUUGCAAUUGAAGCCACUGGCAGGGCUCUACAACUCUACCUCUCGGGCGUGUUCACUGGUGAAUGUGGGACAGCAUUAGACCACGGUGUUGCUGUGGUUGGGUAUGGAACAGAAAACGGUGUGGAUUACUGGAUUGUGAGGAACUCGUGGGGCAACAGCUGGGGUGAGAAUGGAUACAUAAGGAUGGAACGUAAUGCAGUCGAUGCAUUCGCUGGCAAGUGUGGAAUUGCAAUGCAGGCUUCUUACCCCAUCAAAAAUUCGAAAAACCCUGUUCAACCUUAUUGGGUGUACGGAAGCGCUGGAAAAAGGAUAAGCAGUGCUUGAAAUUUCUAUUUGACAGUUCCGGACAAAGUAAAAGAAGAGGCGAUAAGGUGCAAACAACAAUACGUAUGUUUGACGAUGCCAUCUUAGUUAAUUAUAAUAUAUGCCCUCUUUCACUUGUUUUAUUUGGAUUAUCAGUUGUAAAUAUAUUUUUCAUUCGCCUAAAUUGUUCCUGAAAACAAUUUGAUAUUGUUGGGAAGCACUUUCACUUCUGCCAAUCUAAUCUUCAGUUAGCAUCUACUUCUAUCA